CCUGUGCAUGACAAUUUGCAUCUUAAGUAGCAUUGGGCACAAGGCGUGCGCUGUGUCGGCUCCACUCGCUGGCGUGGCGCAUGGCGUUAUUCAGGACCGCUUCUCCUUGAAUACAGUACGCGCAUUACAACAGUAUUCUACCAGCAACUUUAUAAGAGAGGAAGGUUAUUACUGGUCGUGUAUCGUUUUUGCAGUUUGGGCGCGGCAACCAUGUUGCUGUUCAGCGGUGCACUCCGAAACUGGCGAAAGACUCGAAAAGGCCCAGACGCGAGUGCAAGCGGCUCUUCGGUAUCGGAAGCCCACAUUAAAGCUGUCACAGUAGUCAAGGGCGCCAAAACCACCCGCACGACGACAGCCGGUGGUGUUGGCCACGCCGGUGCCGCGUCGAACGCACCGGUGCCCCCUCCUCGCCGCGAGGCACGCGCAUCCGCUCGCUCAGCCAAAGCCCCGCUUAAGCUGCACAAGGUCGUUGAGCUGUGUGCCACACCGAGUGCCCUUGCGGAGGGACCUGCUUCCUACGAGGUGGUGCUGAGCGAUGGCACCGAUGUCUCAGACCCGGAGGAAGAAGGCCACAAGCAGCAGGCACAUCAGCAGCACCAGUCGCACGCCACAGCGAACUCCAAGCCGCGCACGGACGCCGCGGCGCCGCCGCCGCGCCGCUCCCGUGCGCCCGCCCCCGCGGCCGCGCUCUCUUCCACCGUCCUGGCAUCUGUGCGUCGCCGCACCAAACAGGCACUGCCGCCGGCGGUGGCGUCACUCGCCGCCAUUCCGCCGCAGCGCUCCGUGCCUGCUGCCGCUGCUGCUGCUGCUGUUGCCGCAGGCCCGGGGGCCGUGAAGGCGCAGGCUGGUCAGACCCGGCCCAGACAUGGCGGCAACGGCUGGUCUGAGGCGGUGGCGCGGCUGACGAGCGGCGCGGCGGCGCGGCCUGUGCUGACGGUGCUGCUGCUGUUGGCGGCGGGCGCACUCAUGGCGUCAGGCAGCCAGCGACUGGUGACCGCCUUCCGGCAGCCAGUGCCGCGCGGCAGCCACCGCCUCGGCGGCAGCGCCAGCCCGCUCACCUCCUUCCGCCCCGUGGCCGCCGCCGCUGCUGCUGCCGGCUCCGGCAGCAGCCCCGGCCGCGGCGCCCGAGGCGCAGCCUCCGCAUCGGUCUGGGGCACGGCCGCCUGGAUCGGCGGGGCCAUGCGUCUGGCUUCUUCUCGCAGCCUCGCGGCCAGAGCGGUGCCCGCGCCCUCGACAGCGUCGGCCACUGGCUCGGCCCCCGGCAUGCCAGGCCGCAAUGGCGGCGCCGCGUUGGCGACUCGCAGCGGCGCCGGCUGGUGGUCUGCGGCAGCGGCAGUGCGCGGGAGCGGCAGCGGAAGCAGUCGGUCGCCUGUGGCAGCGGCAGCGGCGGCGGCGGCGGAUGCGGCCGGCGGCGCGGCGGCGGCCCCUGAGCACAGCUACGAGUGGCGUGAGAGCGCGGCAGUACGUGUCAUUAGCAUUGUGUCGGACGCGGCUAGUCCCUACCGCACCAGCUGGGACGCCCUGGCCGAGCACACCGCGCAGCGCCUGGAGUGGACCGACCCCUCCUACCAGAUGAUUGUGUUCCGACAGGACCAGCUGGCCAGCAAGCCAGACGUGCAGCAGGCGUUCAUGGACGCGGUGGGCGGCGGCGCGCACAUGCUGGUCGGGCUGGACGUAAGCGACGCCGGCGUCGCGGACUUUUUGCAGAGCUCGCGCGUGACUUCUCGCCUGCCCGGCAUCGUCCUGUUCGUGGGCGGAGUGGAGGCCCUGGGGCGCCAGCUCACACGCCUGCCGGGUGGCCUCAGGCCGCAGGAGCCCGAGUCCUGGCGCACGCAGCUGGCACGCAAGCUGACGUGGACGCCCGACGGCGCGGGCCUGGCUGUGUGGGACACGGUGCAGCUGCUGCUGGGCCGACACGACUCCGACAACUUCCUGUUCGUGUUCCUUGUGCUGGUCAACCAGUACGUCACCACCGUACGACAGGUCGCAGACACUACGAAGGGCUUUGACCUCACGUCCAUCAUCUGCAUGAUCAAGAACUGCGGCUCCAAGGUGGUGGGCUGCGUGCAGGACCCCACAUGCAAAACCGCCCUGGACUGCCUCAACGGCUGCACGUUCAACGACCAGGUGUGCCAGUACCGCUGCAUUGUGAGCUACGAGAGCCCGCUGCUGGAGCAGUUCAGCCUGUGCAUCCUGCAGCUGCACAACUGCCGCAACCUGGACGCAAAGCCGCCCGCGCUGCCGGACCCGGCGCCCAUGACUUCUUUCCGCGGUGCCGCCCUGACUCACGAGGCCGCUGAGGACUUGUUCAUUGGGUGGCUGGACCAGCCCGGGCAGGGCGCGCCGGCGGGGCAGCACCUGGGGCAGAUGCCCGGCAAGCGCUACAGCUGGCUGGUGGCGGCUGGCAAGAACCCAGCCUAUGACUACUUCCCCUGCCAGCACCAGCUCUACUACCGGGGCAAGGGCCGCGGCCAGAUGUGGUAUGAGCCAAUCUUCAAGGCCAUCACUCUGGACGGCCGGGAGGUGUGGCGCCGCCGCGUGUACCGCGUGCGUCGGGCCAAGGUUCCGGGCACCUUCUACUUGUCGGUAUUGGACAACGGCGUCACCUCCAAUGAGUACUGGCGCAUUGUGGACUGCGAUGAGAACCUGGACUGGUGCCUGUUCUACUACUCGGGGGCAGCCUCCACCGCAGGCCUUGCCUACAGCGGUGCGGUGCUGGGCACUCCCGACGGCGGCAUGCCGGGCCCGCAGCACACGCAGCGCCUGCACACGGCCCUGCGGCGGGCGGGCAUCGAGCCCUGGGAGCUCAGCUUCGUGGACAACAGCAAGUGCGCGGAUGCGCCGCUGCAGAUCACCGGGCCCACGCCGGCGCCCGUUGUUUGAUAGGGGCCGGCGCGUGUGAUAUGUGAUGCGGAUCAGUGUGUAUCCCACACGCAGCAGGCGCACGCGACCAUACAUGAUGCCUGGACACCCCUCCGGAGAAGCAUCGAUUUCCUGCAACCGGCACUGCACGACAGCACGAGGCGCCUGAGCUCCGCUCCUGGCAGCCGCCCGGCGAAGCCGACAGCGCCGGUAGCAAGCGGUGCAGCGUGUGUGACAGCAGCAGCUGCACCCCAGCCCACUGCAGCCGCCGCGCCGUUGCUGCUGCCUUCCUGCCACCGCUGGUGCUGCCGAUGCCGCCGCAAUUGGGGCGGAAUCCGCCAUGGCAUGUAAUGCACGCGCGCC
This is a messenger RNA of Chlamydomonas reinhardtii, 3225 nucleotides long. RefSeq lists its product as uncharacterized. The record is from RefSeq and is a predicted model, not a curated record. Gene Ontology annotation, molecular function: violaxanthin de-epoxidase activity. Lineage: Eukaryota; Viridiplantae; Chlorophyta; Chlorophyceae; Chlamydomonadales; Chlamydomonadaceae. Bases 211 to 2883 code for a protein of 890 amino acids. Gene Ontology annotation, biological process: xanthophyll cycle. The transcript is spliced from 17 exons.